This is a messenger RNA of Neltuma alba, 2043 nucleotides long. RefSeq names its product transcription factor bHLH48-like. Gene Ontology annotation, biological process: regulation of DNA-templated transcription. NCBI's taxonomy places the organism in Eukaryota, Viridiplantae, Streptophyta, Magnoliopsida, Fabales, Fabaceae. Gene Ontology annotation, cellular component: nucleus. Gene Ontology annotation, molecular function: protein dimerization activity; DNA-binding transcription factor activity. Bases 507 to 1625 code for a protein of 372 amino acids. The transcript has 7 exons. The record is from RefSeq and is a predicted model, not a curated record.
GCUAAUUUUGCUUUUCGCCUUUGCGCAACGAAUUGUAUCGUCAGAACCGUACGGGGAGAGUUGCCAUCACUCGUAUACUUGCCCACUUGUAUGAAUUGCAGAUACCCGUAUAAUUCCACACACCCUACUCCCCCCCCCCCCGCCCCGGUAGCGUAGCCUAUACUUCAAAUGCCUCAGAAGCAAUCUCUGAGACAGAAUCUGAGACUACCACAGACCACCUCCGCAUUGACCCGCCAUUGAAGCUCCUCUUUUUAUAUCUCCCCCUGCAUUCCUCCUCCUCCUCCUCCUCCUCCUUCAUAUUCCUGCCCCUCCUUCCUUUCAUUGCUUUACUUACUCCCACUCACUGCUCAAUCCCAUCACUCCCUCAAUGUGUGGAGUGAAUAAUUUGGUUUGACAUUAUAAGAGUUGAUAAUUAGUCAAAUUAAUCAUCUGGGCGUUUGACUUUCUCAAGAUUUCGAGGUGAAUUAACUUCUACUCCUCACAAUUUGGAUCAUUUUUAAGCAAUAAUGGAGCAAACUACAGGAGGCCUGCCCGGAUCCGGUCUUGCUAUUCGUGAGCAUGACAAGACCGCGCUUGAAUCCAUCCAGUUCAACCAGGAAAUUCAGGGAAUCAUGGCACCGCCCCCUGAAAACGCCAGCUCCUUCACUGCACUUCUCGAACUCCCGCCGCCGCAAGCCGUGGAGCUCCUUCACUCGCCGGACUGUGGUGGAACCGCCGCUACUAGCAGCGCGUCUGCGAAAUCCCUAUGCCAAAUCAACAACCAGAAACCCUAUCUAUUCCACUCUUUCAGUGGCAAUUUAACCUUUCCUGCGAACGCCGCUUUGAUUGAACGCGCUGCCAAGUUCUCUGUGUUUGCCGGGGAAAACUCUAACCCAGAGGAUUCCAGCGUGGUUGGACGUAAUUCGAGUGCCAAUUUGGAUAAAGUAAAGAAUGAGCCCCCAGAGAGCGAUUCGAAUCCUAGUCCAAUGCAGGGCUGUGCUUCUGAUCCCACCGUAGAGAACCCGAACCAGAGGGCUGCAAAGAGGAAGGAGCGAGAGAAGAAGGUUAAAGUGUCCUCAAAGAAGAGCAAGGGCGUCGCCGACGAGGCCUCCGGGGAAGCGGAAAAGCUUCCCUAUGUUCAUGUCCGAGCUCGUCGAGGUCAAGCUACAGACAGCCAUAGCUUAGCAGAAAGGGCUAGGAGAGAGAAGAUAAAUGCUCGGAUGAAGCUUUUACAAGAGCUGGUCCCCGGCUGCAACAAGAUAUCGGGAACUGCAUUGGUUCUGGAUGAAAUCAUCAACCAUGUGCAAUCUCUACAGCGACAAGUGGAGUUCUUAUCAAUGAAAUUGGCCACGGUUAAUCCAAGAAUUGACUUCAACCUUGACAGCAUAUUGGCUACAGAAGGUGCAUCUCUCAUGGAUUGUAAUUUCCCCAGCACGGUUGCACCUUUGAUGUGGCCGGAAAUCCCAGUCAAUGGAAACAGACAGCAAUAUCAACAACAGUGGCAUGUUGAUGCAUUCCACCAACCACUUUGGGGCAGAGAAGGAGGAAACCAUAACUUUAUCACUCCAGAUAACUCUUUUUUGAGUUAUGACUCGUCAGCAAAUUCAGCAACUCUGCACUCAAAUCAGUUGAAGAUGGAACUGUGAAGGCGCAUAGAAGUUGUAUCAGCAGCUGGUAGAAGAGUAGUGUAUAUACAAAAUAUAGAAUUAGCAAUUAGCUGUGAUUUGAGAAGCAUCCACAUUCAGCAGGGUUUCCGUGCCUUCUAUUUGUGGGUCGGAAACCGGGAUUUUCCUAAACCAGGAAGAAGAAUUGGUAUGCCAUUCUUAUUAGAAAAAAUAUUAUUACUACUAUGUAUACUAACUAUAGGGGUCACUCAAUCCAAUACUUCAUUCAUGAGGUUAUUGGUUGAUUCAGAUUGUAAGACCAUAGAGUGAACUGUUACUGAACUUUCAUGGGAGAUUGUUGCUUUGUUUAUUGACUGCUAUUUAGAUUAUUGGUUCUUUCUGUGGAGGUGCGUGAAACAAGCUACUUUAAUUUCGAAUAACGUGUUGAAUAUUGUACUUC